Messenger RNA from Trypanosoma cruzi, 2718 nucleotides. Its product is annotated as trans-sialidase, putative. The record is from RefSeq and is a predicted model, not a curated record. The transcript has a single exon. Lineage: Eukaryota; Euglenozoa; Kinetoplastea; Trypanosomatida; Trypanosomatidae. The coding region runs from base 1 to 2718 and encodes 905 amino acids. Gene Ontology annotation, molecular function: exo-alpha-sialidase activity.
AUGCUCUCACGUGUUGCUGCAGUGAUGGCACCCCGCACACACAACCGUCGCCGCGUGACCGGAUCCAGCGGGAGGAGGAGGGAAGGAAGAGAGAGUGAGCCGCCGAGGCCCAACAUGUCCCGGCGUGUGUUUACUUCCGCGGUGCUGCUACUCUUCGUGAUGAUGUGCUGCGGCAGUGGUGGAGCUGCAAGUGCGGAGGUGCAAGAGUCAACAGUUCCAAAGUUUGAAUGGGAGGACAUAAAGAGUGAGGAUGAAGGUGUAACUGUGGACUCGUUGAGUGUUCCCAGCCUUUUGAAAGUGGGGAGUGAUGUGUUUGCCGUUGCCGAGGCGCACUGCAAGAAGGAUGCAAGCAGUGUCUUUACUGGCAUUGCAUCCCAACUACUCACCAUAGAAGACGGUAAGGAACCGGAGGAAGUGCUGAAGAAUGCCAAGAACACACAGGUUCUGGAGGAAGUGACUUCCACAGAGGGGAAGAAGAGAGUAGAUGUGAGCCGACCAACAACGGUUGUAGAUGAAAGUGAUAUUUACAUGCUUGUUGGGAAAUACAGCCGGAAUGCUGGUGGUACCGAUGACUGGGGGCUAUUGCUGGUGAAAGGGACAGUCGGUGCUGAGGGAGAUGACAGGAAAAAAAAAAUCCAAUGGAAUGUGAACCAGCUACCGGCCGGCACUUUAUCUGAGGGCGAACACGAUUCCAUGACACGGUUGAUUGCAGGUGGUGGAUCGGGUGUUAAGAUGAAUGACGGUACGUUUUUGUUCCCAUUGGAAGCGGCGGGUGGAAAGAAUUUCUCACUGCUCAUGUACACUUUGGAUACUUCGAGGAACAUUGUGACUUGUAAGCUGUCGAAGGGGAUGUCUGCCGAUGGCUGCAGUGAUCCCUCCGUCGUGGAGUGGAAGGGAAAACUCAUGAUGAUGACUGCGUGUGAUGAUGACCGCCGCAGGGUGUACGAGUCCGGUGACAGGGGGAAUUCGUGGACGGAGGCCCUCGGGACACUCUCCCGCGUGUGGGGCAACAAACACAAGGGAGAAGGGAAGGCCGUUGGGAGCGGUUUCAGCACAGCGACGAUUGAGAACAGGGACGUGAUGCUCGUUACUCUGCCGGUGUAUGCCAAAGAAAAAGAAAAGGGCGUACUCCAUCUUUGGCUGACGGACAACACGCACAUUGUUGAUAUUGGGUCGGUGUCCGAGAAGGACGAUGAUGCUGCCGCCAGCUCCCUGUUGUACAAAAGUGCUGGAAGUGGAACUGGUGAUAAUAAUAAGGAGGAGUUGAUUGCACUGUACGAGAAGAAGAAGGACGAUGGAAAGCCAUCAAACAGUCUUUGGUCUGUGCGUCUGACUGCGCAGCUGAAGCGGGUGAAGGAGGUGCUGGCGACCUGGAAGAAUGUGGACGGAAGUGUCUCCAAGCUGUGCCCCAUUUCAAGUACUGCGAAGGAUGCCUCAACUGCCACUGCCUGCAGCGAUGGUAAGGUCACGGAUGGGCUGGUUGGCUUUUUAUCCGGCAACUUCUCUAAUGGCACGUGGAAGGACGAGUACCUCGGGGUGAACGCCACAGUGAAUAAGGGAGCGGAAGAAGGGGCGGUAGCAGAGAAAGCAGAGUCUUCCGAUGGAGUGAAAUUCCAUGGAGCGUGGGUGGAGUGGCCCGUUGGCAGUCAGGGGGAGAAUCAGCUGUACCACUUUGCGAACUACAAAUUCACUCUUGUGGCGACGGUGUCCGUCCACGAGGCGCCGAAGGAGGGUUCUAUUCCAUUGAUGGGUGUGAAGAUGAGUGGCGCAGAGAAUCCAGUACUUCUGGGACUGUCGUACAACAAAAAAGAGAAGAAGUGGAUAUUAUUGUGUGGUGGCGGACAGAACAAGGAGCACAGCAGCCAUUCAGAGACGGAUACUACACACCAAUUGGCCAUUGUGCUACAGAACGGCAACCAGGGCUCUGCGUACGUCGAUGGUAGGCGUGUGUGGAAUGCGCAAUGUGAAUUGGAGAAUACGAAUUCUAAAAAGAUAUCCCACUUCUACAUUGGAGGGGAUGGAGUCAAUGCAGGGAACACAGAGGGCCAAAAAGGCGUGUCUGUGACUGUGUCGAACGUAUUGCUUUACAACCGCCCGUUGGAUGAAGCGGAGAUUACUGCGCUUAACGCAAAACUUUCUAUUCCAAAAGCAAGAGAAGCAAAAAAAGUGAAGGUUACUCCACCAGAGGUAACUGAACCAGCUACGCUGGAAACCGAAACUCUGUCUAUUCUUGGCGAGCAACAGCAGACUGAACAGGAUCCGUUGGGGAAAAGUGAAAAUGCGGGCAGUGGCGGUUUAUUCGUGUCAGGGCUACCUACUGCUACGACUUCCCCAGCAGCCAAAGAGUCCGAAAACCAGUCAGCGUCGGGAACAUCUCCCAGUGGGAACAAAAAUGUGGAUGGCACUCCCUCGUCUGACGCCGACCCAGCGGUGGUGACGGUGGGUGGAGACACGGUUCAGGGAGAUGGAUCACCCCAAACUCCUGAGGAGAGCGUGAGCUCUGGUGAGGAUGGGGAGACGGCGGAAGGAACGGAUGGGCAGGGAGAGGAGGGAAUCCAUCCACAUGCCGGGGAAGUAAAUGCCACGGCACUCAGCAGCAGCCUUGUAAACUUGUCGCAGGGGAAUAACACCGAUGCGUGCACUGUAAGUGGGGGCGGACUGCUGCAGCUGCCAUCGCUGCUUCUUCUGUUGGGACUUUGGGGGUUUGCGGCACAGUGA